Molecule: messenger RNA, 4970 nt
Organism: Pan troglodytes (chimpanzee)
Lineage: Eukaryota; Metazoa; Chordata; Mammalia; Primates; Hominidae
Product: ectonucleotide pyrophosphatase/phosphodiesterase family member 7-like
Exons: 2
Coding region: 3696-4226 (176 amino acids)
Source: RefSeq, a predicted model, not a curated record
AAAAAAAAAAAAAUGGAUUUAUUCCUUCCAAACUGCAACUCACCAAAAGAAGACCAAUACGUAUCACAAUGUUGUGGCCAUAAUCACCACAGUGACAAUAAUAAAUAUAAUCAACUCUCGAGCCAGCCACCUCCACUAAACCUAGUGGAUCACAUCUAGUGUUUACUUUGGGGAUAUUUUAGUGGUCAUGGUAGAUUGUCGCCUGACUGCUGGCUUUUUCUACCAUGUUUCAGGAAUAUAGAGAUGUGUACAGAUGGCCCCUAAAAUUAAUUAGUAUGCAAUUCUCAAAGAGCCAAACUGUACCCCAAAAGCUACUGGAAUGAAAAAAAAAGUUUUAAUUCUCAAAGAGACAAACUAGAUAGUAGAAGCAUUUAUGUUCCCUUGGAGAAUCUUCCCACCAAGGACUCAAAGUUGUCUCCAGACCAGGGAAUGCCUGGGGCCUUGGACUUUCCCAAUUCUGGUAUCACCUCCCAUUCUCCUUUAGGUCCAGUUUUCUCAGAGGGUCAUGCAUUGCUCAUUGCCACCAAGGGUAUCCAAGGACACAAACUGAAGAUAAUAGUGCCUUAUUGUCUCUCAGUCAUCUUUCUCUCCCACAUGCUGGAAGGAGAGCCGAGUCCAAUUUAUCCAAUUACAAAAUAGCAACAUUGGCAUCAUGAGAUCAGCUAAUAAAACUUUCGAGGCAAUCUAGCUUCCUACCGAAAGUAACCAACAUCUGUGGAGCACUUACCAUGACUAAGGGUCAACAUAAGUGGUUUGCAUGCUGCAUGCAUCAGGAUGGACUAGGUUAUGCUGCAGUAACAAAUUAACCCCAGAGUCUCAGCAGCUUAGCAAUCAAGGUUGAUUUCUUACAUUCCAUGUCCACAAUGGGUUGGCUGGGUAUGGUGUGCUCCAUAUGGCCACUCAAAGACCUAGAAUGAUGGAAAUUCUACCAUCUUAAUGUAAGGAUUCUCCCAUAGUUACUGCACCAGGAGAUGAAAGAAUGAGAUGGUUAUUCCCAAGCCCUCAAAAGCUGUAGAGUAGAGGUGAUAUCAGUGACCUCCACUUAUAGAGCAUUGGACCCUGGCAUGGAUCCAUCUAACUACAGGGGGCCUGGGGAAUACGGGGAGCAGAUGGAAAUCCCAUGAGCAGUAACCAUUCCUGCCAGCAUGCAUUAUUUCAUCUGAACCUCACAACCCUAUGGAAUAGAGAACAGAGGCUUGGAGAGUUAUGGGACCUGCCCCAAGGCAUCAUAGAUAAUGAGUUGCAGAGCUGAGAUAUGACCCUCGGCCUGGCAGGAUUCAAACCACUAUGCUGCAUACUCAUCACAAAAUUCUAUGAAAUUCCUCAUACAGCAAAACACCACACCAAGUAAAAAGAAAGCCAAGUUGUGCAAAUACAAAAUAGAACUCACCUGACACUUCACCUCCUCCCCAACCCCACCCCCACCGAAAGAAUCAACCUACGCAAAUAACUGGAAUGAAAUUCUCAGGCAAUUUCAGCAGGGGAAAUGGGGUUAUCUCAUCUGGGUCUCAUCCGACCUCGUCAAGACAAGACCUUCCCUACACUUCACCUGAACACCUGGACCACCGUCAUGUCUUGCCACUUCUUGUUACUGGAAAUCCAAUGAUGAUGUCUUUAUACAAUUUAUAGGUCUUUCUAUAAGUGCCAAGAUAAAUGUCAUCUCUGUACCUGCAUAUCAUUCAGAGGUAGGCAAGCUUCUAUGUAAAGUACUAGAUAGUAAAUAUUAUAAACUUUGCAGGACUCAUCUGAUCUCCAUCCUAUAUAUUUUUUUCUUUUUGUUUUUGUUUCACAAUUUUUUUUUCUUUUUAGAUAGGGUCUAAAAAGAAAAUAAAACUUAUCCAUGUUGUGAUAUGGAUGAACGCUGAAAAUAUGCUCAGUGAAAGAAGCAGACAUGAAAGGUCAUAUAUUGUAGAAUUCCAUUUAUAUGCAAUGUUCAGACUAAGCCAAUCGACAGAGAUAAAAGUAGACGAGAGGUUUCCAAGGGCUGCAGGAGGGGGUAUGCAGAGUGACUGCUGAAUGGAUAUGAGGCUUCCAACUGAGGUGUUGAAAAAGCCCUGAAACUAGGUAGUGGUGAUAAUUGCACAACAUGAUAAAUGUACAAAAUGUCCCUGAAUUGUACACUUUCAGAUGCACAAAAUGAUAAAUGUUGCAUAUAUUAUACCACAAUUUUAUUCAUUUAUUUUAGAGAUAGAGUCUCACUCCAUCACCCAGACUGCAGUGCAAUGGCACAAUCAUAGCUCACUGCUGCCUUUACCGCCUGGGCUCAAGCAAUCCUCCCACCUAGUCUUCCAAGUAGCUGGGACUACAGGUGAACCCUACCACACCCAGCUUUUUUAAUUUUUUUAUAGAGUUGCAUUCUCGCUUUAUUGCCCAGACAGGCCCAAACUCCUGGCUUCAAGUGAUUCUCUCAUCUCAGCCUCCCAAAGUGCUGGGAUAACAGGUGUAAGCCAUCAGGCCAGGCAAUUUUUAAUUCUUAUGCAAAAUUUUCAACUAAUUCCUAGGAUUAAAAAAAAUGUCGAUCAACAUGCGGAUUAGAGGAAAAAAUAAUUUUAAACAAGAGAAAAAGUUAAAUGAGAUGAUGUAUAUGUAUACAGUGCCUGGCCUCAUGAUCACUGAGUCCACUGCAGCUUUUAAUUUUUUUUUCCAUACAGGGUCUCACUCUGUCACCCAGGCUGAGUACAGUGGCAUAAUCAUGGCUUACUGCAGCCUCAACCUCCUGGGCACAAGUAAUCCUCCCACCUCAGCCUCUCAAGUAGCUGGGACUACAGAUGCACACAAACACACCUAGCUAUUUUUGUUGUUGUCAUUGUAUUUUUUGGUAGUGUCAGGGUCUCACCAUGUUGCCCAGGCUGGCAUCUUGAACUCCUGGGCUCAAGCGAUCCUCCCACCUCAGCUUCCCAAAGUGCUGGGAUUACAGGUGUGAGCCACCAUGCCCAUCCUGUUGUAGCUAUUUUAAUAGUGCUGGUGAGCAAUAAUUUGCUCUCCCUCUAAAAACAGAACAUACUAAGCCAAGGAAAGCACCAAUCUAGUUUGUUCUCCCCAGAUCUUCAAAAUGUUGGAAUUAGUAUAAGAGUCCAAAAUAUUUCAUGUGGUUUAUUUAUUUAUUUAUUUAUUUUGGAGAUGCAGUCUCGUUCCAUCGUCCAGGUUGGAAUGCAGUGGCACAAUCUCUGCUCACUGCAACCUCCGCCUCCCGGGUUCAAGCAAUUCUCCUGCCUCAGCCUCCCAAGUAGCUGGGAUUACAGACAUGAACCGCCACGCCUGGCUAAUUUUUGCAUUUUUAGUAGAGAUGGGAUUUCUCCAUGUUGGCCACUCUGGUCUUGAACUCCUGACCUCAAAUGUUCUACCCGCCUUGACCUCCCAAAGUGCUGGGAUUACAGGUGUAAGCCACCAUGCCCGGCCAGUUUGAUUUUUUAUUGUUGUAAAAUACAUACAAAAUCUAUUAUUUUAGCCAUUUUCAAAGGAAAAAUUCAGUGCUGUCAAGUGCAUCCACCACACUCUACAGCCAUAUCCCCCAUCCAUCCCCAGAAUGCUUUCAUACUGUCCUGCAAAUAUGCAGCACCUUGCUACACUCCAGGUUGUUGUCCCACAACAGAGCUGGGUUGAAUUAUUAAUGUGGACUUUGUUCAACAACGGACUAAAGAGGGAGAAACCCAAGAACUCUGUGAGGAGUGCAUGACAGGUGCUCGUGGGAUGACAUGGCUCGGUGCCCUCCAGCUGCUGCUGCCACCACCUGUCCUGCUGGGCGGCCACCCCCUCCCAGGGAAGAAGAGCACUCACAACUGCUGCCGAUCUCCUUCCAGGGCUUCCGCUGGGACUACGAUCAGGAUGUGGACACCCCCAACAGGGACCGUCUGGCCGGGGAGGGCGUCAAGGCCAAGUACCUCAUGCCGCCCCUUGUCACAAUGACCUCCCCGUCCCACUUCACUGCCAUGCCAGAGCAUGGCUCUUUGCUGCUAAAGUCACCAAGAACGGGAGUCAUUAUGACCCUUACGGUCACCCGAGAGGAAGAAUGGAGACUUUUCUUAACUGAGUGGGGCCAAGAGAUAAGACCAGCUCUGGCUAAGCGGUGGCCAAGAGUGUGGGCGGAAGACAACCCUCCAGGGUUUGCAGUCAACCAAGCCCCCGUACUUAUAGAAGUUAAGCCUAGGGCCCAGCCGGUUAGCAAAAACAGGAGCCGGUCCCCAGAGAAGCUCUUGAAGGUAUCCAGGUCCAUCUCAAGCACCUAAGAACUUUUGGAAUUAGAGUUCCUUGUCAGUCUCCAUAGAACACUCCCCUCCUGCCUGUUCCCAAGCCUAAGACCAAGGACUACUGGCCGGUACAGGAUUUGUGCUUGGUUAAUCAGGCUACAGUCACUUUACAUCCAGCAGUAUCUAACCCGUACACAUUGCUGGGGUUGCUGCCAGCUGAGGACAGCUGCUUCACCUGCUUGGACCUGAAAGAUGCUUUCUUUAGCAUCAGAUUAGCCCCUGAGAGGAAGAAGCUGUUUGCCUUUCAGUGGGAAGAUCCGGAGUCAGGUGUCACUACUCAGUACACUUGGACCGGGUUUCCCCAAGGGUUCAAGAACUCCCCCACCAUCUUCGGGGAGGCAUUGCCUCGAGACCUCCAGAAGUCUCCCACCAGAGACCUAGACUGCGUGUUGCUCCAGUACGUUGAAGAUCUUUUGCUGGGACACCCCACGGCAGUCGGGUGCACCAAAGGAACAGAUGCUCUACUCCGGCACCUGGAGGACUGUGGGUAUAAGAUGUCCAAGAAAAAAGCUUAGAUCUGCCGACAGCAGGUACAUUACUUAGGAUUUACUAUCGGAAAGGGGGAGAGCAGCCUAAGAUCAGAAAGAAAGCAUGUCAUUUGCGAUCUACCGGAGCCUAAGACCAGAAGGCAGGUGAGAGAAUUCUUAAGGGCUGUGGGGUUUUGCAGACUGUAGAUCCCAAACUUUGCAGUAUAAGCCAAGACUUUGUAUGAGGUCACAAAGG